Molecule: messenger RNA, 6298 nt
Organism: Hippocampus zosterae (dwarf seahorse)
Lineage: Eukaryota; Metazoa; Chordata; Actinopteri; Syngnathiformes; Syngnathidae
Gene: anapc1
Product: anaphase promoting complex subunit 1
Exons: 52
Coding region: 219-6197 (1992 amino acids)
Biological process (GO): metaphase/anaphase transition of mitotic cell cycle; anaphase-promoting complex-dependent catabolic process; protein K11-linked ubiquitination
Cellular component (GO): anaphase-promoting complex
Molecular function (GO): molecular adaptor activity
Source: RefSeq, a predicted model, not a curated record
GAAGCGGAAGGAUACCGCUCAAACAAACAUGUCGGCGGUCAAUUGAAAAGUUGCCACCAGUCAAUUUUUAGGUAAUGGUGUGUGUGUGUGAGUGUGUUUGUGUUUUAUGUUUGAACUUUGCGUGCAAACCACAGGUUGACACGUUAAGUAGACGAGGACUCCACGAAAAGAGGCAGGACAUUCGUUAUUAUCAGAAAUAAUGCUGAUAUCUGGGACUCAUGUCGGACGUCGUGUAUGAAGAGAAAGCCACGAUGAUUGCCGCAGGGGAAUUGCAGUCGUUUGUCCCGUUUGGCCGUGAUCACUGCAAGAACCACCCCAACGCCUUCAACCUGCAAUUGCGGGAGCUGCAGCCCGCCUCUGAGCUCUGGUCGUCGGACUGCGCCGCCGGCCUGGCGGGGUCUUUGCAGGAGGUCAGCCUGCAGGAGAGGGAGCGGGAAAGUUGGCAGUUGAGGAAGGGCUGCGUGGAAGCCCCAGAGGAGGAUGUGGAGUUUGAAGAGGAGCUUUACACGGCAGGCAACGUGGUGGUCUGGACCAAGGGCAGCCGGGCGCAUGGCUCAAACAUUUACAAGGCGUUCACUGUGGACAGCCCUGUGGAGCAGGCCUUAUGGUGUGACUUUGCUGUUCCUCAGAGCAAGAAUGACGAAGAAAAGGUGGAGCACACGGUGUGUAUCCUACAGAACGGAUGCGUCAACAUUCACACUGUGACCGGCAAGGAUUUCCUCUCGCCUCUGCCGUUCCAAGUGUCCAAAGCCUGGUCGACCAAGUUUGGACUUUUGCUGGAGCGUAAAAUCACAGCAGCUGACGGACAGCUCAGCGCGCCAGGCGAGUCUCUUCCCACCUUGUUCAGCAUGCUGCAUCCGAUAGAUGAAGUGGCACCAGUGGUGUGCAAACCCACAGGUCUGUUUGACUGCACUCGCGUGGAGUACAUGUCCGACUCCGCCACAAAGAUUGUCUUCACCUGCUGUCGGCCUUCCAUUGUCGUCUCUUACGACAGUGAGCAAGGAACACACUCGGUGUGGAGCCUGCGCAGGGUCACGUGUGAGGAGCGCUCUUCUGUGCUUAGUUGUGUCACGGAGCCCUUCACUGAACCUCUGGGCUUCCUGGCCACAAGCUUUCUUAUGUCACACCUGCGCAACCACUCUCGCCUGGACUCCCCGUCCAGCAGCAAGGCAACCAGGUUAAAUCCUGCUGUUGGAGCAAGCCACCAGAACAGAAUUCUUAUGUCCUCACCAGCAAUGCAAACACGCAUCCAUUCCCCAGGCAUAUCCAAGAUGGCCGCUCUCAGUCGCGACCACUCUCCGGGCAUGGCGGCACCGUCCUUAUCGGGCGUGGCUCGCUUCAACACGACCCUCCACGCUUCGUCACCCGUGGGCCACCACCAGGGAGCGUCACACUCGCCCAACAGCACCAUCAAUGAGACAGUGCUGAAGCCCAUCAUCCCAGACCUAUGCAUGGAGCAGCUGUGGAGCGAGGCGACUGCUAUUCACAGCCUGGACAGAGAGAUGAGCAGCCAGGCCUCCAAAGUGUUCCUGACAUCUGACCUCUGUGAGAACCGCUACCUCUGUUUCCUGGUGGAGUCACACCAGCAACUCAGAUGUGUGAAAUUCGUCGAGAGCAACGACACAUCUCAGCUCAUCUUUGCCUCUGUGACGAGCAUCGCUGCCAAAGAUGCGGAGCCUCUGCAGAACAUCGACGCAAUGCUGGUUUUGGAGGCUUGCGGCAACCUGGUUCUCUACACGGGGGUCACCCGGGUCAGCCAGGUGUUUGUGCCCGGCCUCCUGCCGUCUGCUUUCAGUUUGAACAACCACCGCGGUGGCCUCUACACGCCGCUGGAGCAAGUUAGCACACCUGCUAAUGCUAACGGCAGGCAUUUGCAAAGAAUGGACGAGGCUGCCAUGCCCUCACCAGUGUCUGAGCUAAGGGUUCCAAUCAUGAAGCACCACGAAGCAUCUUUUUUAGAGGACUACACCUUCCAGCAGUCCAUGCCCUACAUCCACGCCCUGCGGGACCCCGUCAGCAACCGUGUAACUCUGGAACUAAAUAAUGGCUCUAUGCUGAGAAUCUCCAUGCCGGACAUUGCAGUCUCGGAACUGGUGAGGAAAUGUCUUCAGGCCAUCCGUUUUAUCCUGCCCAAGGAAGCUGCCAUGAAGGUUUUGGUGAAGUGGUACACCAUCUACAAUGCCCCCGGCGGCACCAGCGGCCACGGCGAGUGGAACCUGUUUCUCACGUGUUUCCUGAAGCUGAUGGGCUACAACACCGAGCGCCUGACCUGGACGCGAAAUCUGAAUUUUGAAGUACCGCUCUCGCCGGUGAUUGCGGCCAAGAAAGCGCGUCCCUGUGAUGGAGGAUCUGAUGAGGACUGGGAAUACUUGCUGGGAUGUCAUUACCACCACCAGAUGGAUUCCCACCGUGUCAACAGACCAGCAGACUCAAGUGGCUUUAACGCGAAAGUCAUCCCGGACGAGGAGGACCUCUCGUCGGCAUCGCCCCCCUCCGCCACCUUGGACAACACGGCACCCCUCUUCGCUCACAUUCCAACCCUCUUCUACGUUCUGCACUUGCUCUACCAGGAGCUGCUGCUCAACGAGCUGCACCGAGAGAGGGCCUCGUCCCUCGUGUGUCUUCUGCAGCAACUUGCAAGAGACCUGCAAUUGGAGGACUACAUGGAUCUGUACUGGAGAGACUACCCCUCAUUAAUCAAUGGAUUCACAGAGAGCUACCUCAUUGACCAGUCUCUGAUUGCUCAGAUGCAGCAUCCGUCUUUUCUGCGUGCGGAGCCUCCCUGUGUCUUCAGCUGGCUCAGUAGGUGCCUCCGAGGGGAGGAUGUCCAGCCUUUCCCCUACCUGCCCGAUGUCUGCCUGAGGAUUCGGCUGUUGGUUUUGAGUUACGCUCUCUACAUCGGCGGUGACGACAAAGCCACUACGUCCAAUGUGUCCAAGUAUCUGGUGAAGCUCUCUGCAGGCCAAAAGACCACUGAGCAGCAGUACAGAAGACAAACAAGUAUGAAUCAAGUCAAAUCCUGCAAUGAGAGUCUGGCUGAGCAGCUCGUUGUCUGGCUCACCUCGCAAGGGUUCACUCUCAAGGACCUGGAGUCUGUCCCUUUUGGAGUGGCGCUGCCCAUUCGAGAUGCCAUCUACCACUGCCGAGAACAGCCCUGCGCCAACUGGUCAGAGGAGGUUUGCCUGUUAAUCGGCCGGCAGGAUCGCACCAGACAGGCCCACAACAUGGCCCUGGCGAAAAGCAAAACUUCUGUGGGGUCUAGUUUGUCCUUGGAACCUCCCGCGACCACAGAAGCUGACGAGGAUGAGGACGGCAUGUCGGACAUCAUCCAGGAGGUCACAGGACUGAUCUGGAGUCAGGAUUUGAGAGUCCAGGAGGUCCGCAGGCUCCUGCAGAGCUCCAAGCCAGUCCGGGUCUGCGUCGUCCAGCUCCCAGAGGUCUCAGAUCAUGAAUACAUCGAGGAGAAAGAGAAUAAGCGAGUCCCCUUUGCCUGUGUCAUUGAAGCAAUAAAUACUAUCUGUCAUUUAGUCCUUUUAACACCCUCUUCAUCAUCUUGCACCUUUUCCAGACUCCUUCAGCUCUGUCAAAGGACCAUGUCUCUCCCAGUGGGAAGGGGCCUGUUCACUUUGUUUUCCUACCAGCCUGUGCCCACUGAACUUUUAGCCAUCCCUAAACUUAACCUCACAGGUCGUGCCCCGCCCAGGAACACCAUGGUCGACUUGAACAGCGGGAACAUUGACGUCCCUGCCAACAUGCCCAGCUGGCCUAGCUUCCACAACGGUGUGGCUGCCGGACUCAAGAUUGCACCCGCGUCGCAGGUGGACUCGGCUUGGAUCGUCUACAACAAGAACAAGAACCAAGAGAUGGCCAAUGAGCAUGCUGGCUUCCUCAUGGCGCUGGGCCUCAAUGGGCACCUCACUAAACUUGGGACACUCAACAUUCACGACUACCUCGCCAAGGGCCACGAGAUGACCAGCAUCGGGCUCCUACUGGGCGUGGCAGCGGCCCGACUGGGCACCAUGGACGUGUCGACCACUCGCCUACUCAGCAUACACAUCCCCGCCCUUCUUCCUCCUACCUCCACUGAGCUGGAUGUCCCACACAACAUUCAGGUUGCUUCUGUAAUUGGCAUCGGGCUUGUGUACCAGGGAACGGGACACAGACACAUUGCUGAAGUUCUUCAGUCAGAAAUAGGCCGACCUCCAGGUCCGGAAAUGGAAUAUUGCACAGACAGGGAGUCCUAUUCUCUAGCUGCAGGAUUAGCUCUCGGAAUGGUUUGCCUUGGGCAAGGCAGCAACCUGAUUGGGAUGAGCGACUUAAACGUUCCGGAGCAGCUGUAUCAGUACAUGGUCGGGGGCCACCGCAGGCCCCCGGUCGGAGCCAGCAGAGAGAGACACAAGUCUCCCAGUUACCAGAUCAAGGAAGGCGACACUAUCAAUGUGGAUGUGACCUGUCCCGGGGCCACACUGGCGCUCGCCAUGAUCUACUUGAAGACCAACAACCGGUCCAUCGCUGACUGGCUGAAGCCUCCAGAUACUUGGUUCCUGUUGGAUUUCAUCAAGCCGGAGUUUCUUCUGCUCAGGACGCUGGCCAGGUGCAUCAUCAUGUGGGAUGACAUCCUCCCAAAUACGGAAUGGGUCAAAAGUAACAUACCUCAGAUCAUGAGGGGGAAUCAUUUGGACUCACCAGAAAGUGUUAACUUGGAGACGUGGAUUCAAGUGCAAGACUACAUCACAGCCGGAGCUUGUAUGGCACUAGGCCUGCGCUUCGCCGGAUCUGCUAACUCGGAUGCCUUUGACUGCCUCUACGAAUUUGCCAAGAGCUUCAUGAAGGUUAUGUCCUUUUACGGUUCACCCGCUAUGGAGCCGGGCUGCUACAACAUACAGACGGCGUUGUCCAUGAUUCUACUGUCCAUGUCCAUGGUGAUGUCCGGCACAGGCAACCUGAAGGUGCUGCAGCUCUGCCGCUUUCUGCACUACCGUACAGGCAGCGAGAUGAACUACGGCUUUCAUAUGGCUCAUCACAUGGCCCUUGGCAUGCUCUUCCUGGGAGGGGGGAGGUUCAGCUUGAGCACCUCCAACUCGGCCAUCGCCGCUAUGUUGUGUGCCCUCUACCCUCACUUCCCCUCACACAGCACGGACAACCGGUAUCACUUGCAGGCACUGAGACAUCUCAUUGUGCUGGCCGCCGAGAGCCGCCUGCUGGUGCCUGUUGACGUCGACUCCCUCAAGCCUUGCUACGCUCUCCUGGAGGUCACCUACAAGAAAACGGAUUGGUAUGACGAGACCACGGUAGAGCUCAUGGCUCCCACUAUGCUGCCUGAGCUGGACCUCCUCAAGCAGGUUCGAGUAAAGGGUCCUCGUUAUUGGGAGCUUUGUAUUGACUUGGUCAAAGAAGUGCAGCAUCUCAAGUCUGUCCUCUCCAAGGACGGCGUGUUGUACGUGAAACUCCGAGCCGGACAGUUGCCCUAUAAGGACGACCCCCAGGGUUGGAAAAGCCUACUGGGCUCUGCUGUCAACCAGCGCAGCUCUGGAAUCAGAGCCUUUAAGCUGGAGGCCAUCUCCACCUUCACCUCGGAGCCAACCCUGCUCUCCUUCGCGGAGUUCUUCUGCAAGGCGCCCGAUGGAAUGCAGCACCCAAAGGAAACGGUGGCGCUGUUCUCAGCCAUGUUGUACGAGUGUGUGGCGCAGGAAUGUCCGGAGAUGCUGCCCACGUACAUCGCUAUCCAGCAGGCGGUAGGCGCUCUUUGCCGUGGCGAGUUGCAGCACAGCUUCGCCCUGUGGCAGAUGCGCCUGGUGGUGGAGCUUUGGGAUAGCAGGUUGCUACGGCGUCCCGGCAACUGCCACGACGCGCUACUUUCCUCAGAGUUUUUACCGGUCAUGAAGAACAAGGUGGAUGUUGCGCUGGACAGCUGGCUCAAAGACAACAGCUCAGCGUUGAAGUCUUACAUUGGCAGCAAGGCUCUCCCCGAUGGUACCCGGUCGCCCAUGUUGGCCUGCUUUCUGGUUUACCGCUCUGUCCCCUGCCUCAGGAACAAACUCACGCAGCUUCAAGGCUGCGCUUCACUCGGGCACUUGUUGUCCAGCAGCAGCCAGUUGGGAAUCCCACUCAGAGACCUGCUCAGGCUCGCGCCGGUCCUGCUGAAGGCUGAAACAGGCCCAUAUAUGCAACUUGGCUUCCCCUUGCUCGCACACUGAAUCUUGAGUUCUCUCAAAGCCUUAUAGUCCGUUCCUUUCUGCAUGUGUUACAGGUAACCUCUGUGGAAAUCUGAUUGGAAAUAAAGACUUUUGUAAUAUAA